This is a messenger RNA of Penicillium daleae, 657 nucleotides long. RefSeq names its product high-affinity Cu transporter CTR3. NCBI's taxonomy places the organism in Eukaryota, Fungi, Ascomycota, Eurotiomycetes, Eurotiales, Aspergillaceae. The record is from RefSeq and is a predicted model, not a curated record. Bases 1 to 657 code for a protein of 218 amino acids. Gene Ontology annotation, cellular component: membrane. The transcript has 2 exons. Gene Ontology annotation, biological process: copper ion transmembrane transport. Gene Ontology annotation, molecular function: copper ion transmembrane transporter activity.
AUGACCUCAGUUUCAACUGCUCUCAUGGCCAUGAACACUAGCUCCAUGGGCAUGUCAUCCAUGCCCAGCAUGGAUGGCUUCCUGUCCAGCUCGUGGCAUAUCCGCUCUCAUGGCAUGUUCGCAGGCUCCUGCAUUGCCACAAUCUGCCUCGUCCUCUGCUUGGAAUUUUUGCGUCGUAUGGGUCGUGAGUAUGAUGCAUUCAUUCUGCGUCGAGCUCAUUCUGCUGCUUUGGCUUCCAAGUUUCCGGCCGGGCGACGUCCGAGGAGGGUCCCGAGUUUCUUCCUCAGCAACGGCCAAAAGUGCAGCUGUGAUUGUCCCAUAGUUGACGGAUCAAUUACCGCUGCUUCUACCAGCGAACCCUCUAAUGCAAAGCUUACUGGUCCAAACAAUAUCACGCCUGUGGCUGCAGAAGCUGUGCACUCGAUCAACGGUGGCGUGGCCAAUCGCAAGACUUCUGAACAUCUUGCGCCGUAUCGUCCCUCUCCAGUCGAACAAGUGAUUCGUGCUCUGCUUCACAUGGUUCAAUUUGCCGUGGCAUACUUCAUCAUGCUGUUGGCGAUGUACUACAAUGGCUACAUCAUCAUCUGCAUCUUCAUCGGAGCGUUCCUGGGUUCUCUUAUCUUCUCGUGGGAGCCUCUGUCUCUGUCGAAGGAGUAA